Vittaforma corneae ATCC 50505 is the source of this 333-nucleotide messenger RNA. RefSeq lists its product as uncharacterized. The record is from RefSeq and is a predicted model, not a curated record. Lineage: Eukaryota; Fungi; Microsporidia; Nosematidae. The transcript has a single exon. Bases 1 to 333 code for a protein of 110 amino acids.
AUGGAAAAUUCAUCGACUGAGGACAAAGCGCCUUUUCCAGAAAAAAAUGGAGAAGUUCAAUGUGGCUAUGAAGAUGAGUUGCUCGAAGAUGUUGGCAGACACAUGGCAGAAAGGUCUGAAAAGCCGCCAAAGAGGACACUGUUCAAUGAUUUGAGGAGGUUUAAAAAUACCCAUGUUUCAAUAAUCACAUUUGGAGGAGAGGCUGUAAAAGGAAAAUUGCUAGGAUAUGAUGAAGUUGCAAACUGUGUCAUUGAGGAUGAAAAUAGAAAAAUAACUGUCGUUUUUGGCAAGGCAAUAACAAUGGUUUGCGACGGCGAUCUUCACCCAUUGUGA